Messenger RNA from Pangasianodon hypophthalmus (striped catfish), 2083 nucleotides. RefSeq names its product kaptin (actin binding protein) (gene kptn). Gene Ontology annotation, cellular component: actin cytoskeleton; lamellipodium; KICSTOR complex. Gene Ontology annotation, biological process: actin filament organization; negative regulation of TORC1 signaling; cellular response to amino acid starvation. The transcript has 12 exons. Bases 133 to 1428 code for a protein of 431 amino acids. NCBI's taxonomy places the organism in Eukaryota, Metazoa, Chordata, Actinopteri, Siluriformes, Pangasiidae. The record is from RefSeq and is a predicted model, not a curated record. Gene Ontology annotation, molecular function: actin filament binding.
CGAAUUCACUUAGCGACCUCCUUCAACCCGGAUGUUUUGUGUCUGAGGAACUUAUGGAAGAAACCGGGGAUGGAAGUGUGAAUUGAAACAAGUUUAAAUGUUAUUUAUGUGAUAUAUAGUUUGUUGGUGACCAUGUUGCCUGACUCUGAAGGUUCGUGUCCGUUUGUAGAGGACAGUUUUAGUCGUUUUCCGUCACAGAGUAACAUAUACGGGCUUUGCCAAGCGGGAGAAGACGAGCUUCUGGCCGCGACGCUCAAAGGAAAAGUGGUUUGUUUCCGAUACCAAGACCUGCAGCAGAAAAUCCGACCUGUGGCUAAAGAGGUGCAGUUCACUUACAUACCAGUCGAUGCUGAGAUUGUGUCUAUCGAUGCGUUUAACAAGUCUGCCCCUAACAGAGGCCUGGUGGUGGGAAUCACCUUUAUUAAGGACUCGGGUGAUAAAGCAACGCCGUUCCUGAAUAUCUACUGCGAGUACGAGCCGGGGUCGGAGUUCAACCUGGAGUCCAUCGCUCAGAGCUGCCUGAACCUGGAGCUGCAGUUUACUCCCUUCCAGCUCUAUCACACUGAGCUGCAGUAUGACGAGGGUCACAGAGAGACCGUGUUCCUGCUCAGUGGACAUGAUCAGCGCAUACACCUCUAUAAAGAAAAUGCAUCCCUGCAUCAGUUUGAGGAGCAGCCAGUGGAGCGUUUCUUCCCCGAGCUGAUGGAUCUGCCCAGCAAUGUGCUGUGGAUGAAUGUUUUGAGUAUUGACGGCGGUCGGAGGCUCACAGCAUUCGGCUGUCAGAACGGCUGUGUGGGGCUCGCGCUCGUCAACCAGAGAGGACCUGAGAUCCUCCAGAGUUGGCGUUUGCAGCAGGACAGUCCAAUAUCCACAGUGUUACUCUUCCCUCUGAAGGUGGCGGCCCAGAACAGCAACACAGAUGAAGGUCAGGGGGAUCAGGUGACGGAGUAUAACCUGUUGGUUAGCAGCACUAUAGAGAUGGCGGUGGUUUACAGAGAUGUAGAGCGGUGUGGGGUGAGCAGGCCGGUGUGUUUAGCGGGUAGCGAUCAGUGUGAUGCUGUGCUGUGUGCCCUCCGUAUUGACCUGGACUUUGACGGACAGCUGGAGGUGCUGCUGGGAACGUAUGGACAGGAUCUGCUCUGCUACAAAUUCCAGCAGCCUACAGGCAGCACAGAGGGGCGGUUCCAGCUGGUGUGGAGGCGGAGCUUCAAGAGCCCGUUACUGUCAAUCAUCUACCUGGACCUGACUGGGGACGGAUUAAAGGAGCUGGCCAUUCUGACCAUAAAGGGACUGCAUAUAUUACAGCACAGUCUCAGCAGCACGGCUGAUCUCGUUCUUCAGCGGCUGGCCAACAGAGUGGCGAAGCUCUCCCCUGCCCCUGAAAUCCAGCCAGUCACAAAGCAGGAUACUGAACAGACUGAAGGAUGAUCACAUCAGGAGCACGUCAUCCCGAAAGCCUCCUGUACAGAUCUGUUCGUGCACUACGCGGGAUGUGGGCAGCCAGUUUGGAUUUCUCACAGUCGCUACAGGUUAUGUGUAGUCCAUGUUUGUUGGAGCGUCAGCCAUUUUAAGAAACGUCCUAAACAUUACAACUCAAACUGUUGAUUGUAUGGUGUCAUUAUGCAAGUGUUCACUGGGUAGUUGUGGGACUGUGUGUUACCCACAAUGCACUGCAAGUGGACAAUAUAACACUGAAAACUGGCUGCCAGCUGUGAGCUGGUUUACAGUGUAACAUUUAAAUCAUUGUUAACUGAACUGAAGUGCAAUGUUAGCUACGUUCUCUACAACACAUAACCAAAGCACAUUGUUUUAGCGUCUCUUUGCUCUCUUCUACUCGUUCAACAUUUCAUAUUGAUUUCAUGCCCAGUGAAACGCAGCUGGCUGAUAUCAGCUAAUAGCAUUAACCAUCUGAUAACAUCGACAAGAAAGCUUCUCUAUGAAAAACAUAUUUUUAAGCAGCGUGUUAUAUUUAUUUGAUUUGCAUUAUAAAUUGUAACAUUACAGAUGUGAAUAGUGUAAAUGAUACAUCAGCAAAAACUCCAGGAAUUCCACAAAUAAAGAAGUAAUAAUUCUUCAGCGAAAA